Phyllostomus hastatus (greater spear-nosed bat) is the source of this 5829-nucleotide messenger RNA. It is a transcript of the gene LSM11, whose product is annotated as LSM11, U7 small nuclear RNA associated. Gene Ontology annotation, cellular component: U7 snRNP. Gene Ontology annotation, molecular function: U7 snRNA binding. Bases 18 to 1094 code for a protein of 358 amino acids. The transcript is spliced from 4 exons. NCBI's taxonomy places the organism in Eukaryota, Metazoa, Chordata, Mammalia, Chiroptera, Phyllostomidae. Gene Ontology annotation, biological process: mRNA 3'-end processing by stem-loop binding and cleavage. The record is from RefSeq and is a predicted model, not a curated record.
UUGCGGGCCUUUCAAACAUGGAGGAGCGGGAGCGGGGGGCGAGGUCGCCUGGCGCCGGGAGCCCGGCGGGCCCGCCCAGCCCGCGGUUGGAUGUCAACUCGGACAGCUUCGACCCGCUGCUGGCCCUGUACUCACCCCGCCUGCCUCCCAUCCCCUACCCCAACGCGCCCUGCUUCAACAACGUGGCCGCGUACGAGACCUUCCUCCGGACGGGGUCCCGGGGCGGCGGGCGCGGGCGGGCGCGGGGCGCAGACCCAGCCUCAGGGGCCUCCGCCGCCGCUCGACCCUCCAGCAGGACCCGCCGCCGUGCGGACGCCGCCGUCCCGGACCCCGAGCGCAUCGAGCGCCUCCGCCGCCUCAUGGUGGUCAAAAAGGAAGGGGACGAGGCCGACCGGGACAGCCGCCGGCCUCCGGGCCGGAGCAGGAAGGCGCCGCGCAACGUGCUCACGCGAAUGCCCUUGCACGAAGGCAGCCCUCUGGGUGAGCUCCAUCGCUGUAUCCGGGAAGGGGUGAAGGUGAACGUUCACAUCCGCACUUUCAAGGGGCUUCGGGGCGUCUGCACGGGCUUCCUCGUGGCGUUUGACAAGUUCUGGAAUAUGGCACUUACUGAUGUGGAUGAGACCUACCGAAAGCCUGUCCUAGGCAAAGCGUAUGAGCGGGAUUCUUCAUUGACUCUCACCAGGCUAUUUGAUCGACUAAAACUUCAGGAUUCUUCCAAGAAGGAGGCAGACUCUAAGUCUGCAGUUGAAGACUCCACUCUGUCCAGAUACUCCCAGACAUCCACUUGGAAGGUAGCGUCAGUGUGGGGAAGAGGAGACACUGACCGGGGUUCACGCAAACCUUCCCGCUCCGUUCCUUCCUCCCUGCAGGCGUCCACAAGGGAGGAGUCCCGGUCCGAGCUGUCAGGGAGGACUCUGCGGACAGAAGGGUCUAGUGUGGGAGGUACCUUUUCCAGAGCUACCACACUUUCUAGGGGCCAGUCCCGUAAGAAAAAGAAAAAGCCCAAAGUAGAUUACCAAAAGGUAUUCACUAGACACAUAAAUCAGAUUUUCAUUCGAGGAGAGAAUGUCCUGCUGGUUCAUCUGGCACAGUGACCGCUCAGCCUCACUUGAGCUUUGGCUUUUAGAAAUAAAAUGCAUGAACUGCUGCUAUGCUGUAUCCUAGUGUCCCAGUGAAUCCCUGAGUCGGAAUGAUUCCCUCUGGUACUGCAUGUGUUGAGGAGGUAGCCAGGCUUGGGCUCUCGGGGAGAUGAGCGCCCUCAAGGGAGACAGGUCUUGGGAGGGUGGGCGUUUGCAUGAAUAUCAAGGCUAAAGCUGCACACGGGCACAUACAUCUGAUUUGGGAUUGUGGUCUACUUCAAACACUCAAACCAAAGAUAAGACCUUCCAUUUGAAUCAGGAGUUAUGUUGUCAGUUGAGUUCACCCCAUGGACUCCAUAGCAUGGGGGAAAGAAACUCUCGUUGUACAAGGUGGUGCGCUGAGUACUCAUGAAUUCGAAUCUAAGAGGAGCAGUAUACCCUGCCAUGGAGCCCUGCACUCAUAUUUUGUAACUGACUGUUAAAUUUUGCUCUAUACCAUUUUCUCUUAAUCAGGAACUGUAAUCUGUGGAUAUCUAUAAGAGCUCAGAAAGCUGCCAACUUAUGUAAGGGUAAAAUAUGAAUAGUUGGUGUGCUUAAAGCAGCCAGCAAUGAAUGCCCUGUUUUUAUCCCUCUCCUUAUUAUGGAAAGGAAUAGGGGACCUCAGUGGUCUUUCCUUACCAGUGGUAACUUCUGUGAAUGGCAUACCAGGUGGGACUGUAAGAGGCUCACGUGGUGGCUUCUUGUCCUUCUCUCUAACUUCUGUGGCAUGGUGCUAAUGCAUGUACCCUGUGUAUUGCCCCUUUCUGACCUGUCCUGUGAGCUUUAUGGCAAGGGACUGUGACCCUCAUGUCUGGCUUCAAAGAGAGUGCUGCAUGAACUCAGUAAUACACAUGUGUCAUACAGCUGAGAGUCCCCUUUCCAGGCAGGGCUGGCCCAGUGUAGAAUAUCUUUCCGAAUGGUUUUCCACGGGGCAGUGGUGGUAGUUUCAUUAUUUUCUUGUGUCAGGCCAAAGAGGUUCUCACAAACGACAGUGGUGCUGCCCGAAAGGGGCACCUUGCUCACAGCCUGACGGCAGUCGCAGGAACACCACAGCGCUCGCUAAUGCUGCUUGAGUCAUGGUCACGUGCGGAAUAGGCGACAUCGCGACACAGACUGUUAGGCAAUAUUGUUUUUUGUUUUGUUUUGUUUAUAUUUGGUUUUAUUGUAGGUAACUCAUGUUCAAAGCGAAAAUAAGAAAUAGCUACUAGUUAAAAUGCUUGAAAAGAAAAAUUUCUCCUGCUGUAUUGGUUGUGUGACUUAGAUAAGCCUUUGAAAAGCAGGGUUAAUAGAGUUUAUGGAGCCAGGAUGCCUUGUCCUUCUGCUAGCUGGGUCACGGGCUCAUUGUAUAACAAAAGGAGAGCAGGCUUAGUCCCUCUGUGCCUCUGUUUUUCCCUGUCAGACACUUUCCUCACAGGGGCACUGAGACUGUUUUAGGAAGGCAUUUCAAACUUUCUGAACAUGUGUAAGUGCCAUGAGUGGUUUUUAUUAACUCUAUUUCAUAGUUCGGUAAGAAAUCUUACAAGCAAGGCAGGUGCCACAUAAGGAAGUGAUCCCUGUAGGUGUCAUAAUUAUGAUCUUUCUGUGGUCAGAAGGCAGUGAUAUCUUCAGGAACUAUUUUCCAUGUUCCAUUCCUUUCUUCUAAGGGACAAUGGAUGUUUCAGAAGAAUAUCUUCAGUAAGAGGAGAAUAACAUUUCUUUGCUGUGCCCCCUACAUCCUAGCCCCCACUAUCUGAUCAUUGUCAGACAGAAUUCCCCUGAACUUCCUAGGGGUUUAUAUGACAGUACCAGAGGGAGAAUGAGCAUCGAAAAAUGACACAUCCCCACAAGGGAAUUUGUGGAAACUGUUUUGUUUAUUUAUUUUUUUUAUUUUAAAAUGUAUCUUUAUGCUUUUUGGGCCAGAGCAGACCCACUAAACAUUCAAAGAGGUUCCUGGUCACAGACUUGGAACAGUCAUCUUUGGGACCUGCCAGUCUCAUCUCUUCUAAAUGGUGUGUCUGAGAUCUUGGCCCUCCAGUUAGCAGUGUCGUGUUAGCCCUGCGGCCCCCAGGCUCUGCCUCUGCACUGGCCCGCCCAUGUCCGGCCGUCCCCAUCUGCCUCCCCGCUGGCUCCUUGGCCGGGAGCCGUGAUGGAUGCUAGGUCCUCCCAGUACAGUUGAGCUUUGAAACGAGAAGGAAUAUAAUCAGUUUCUAUUCAUUCUAAAGAUUUAAUCAUGUCUGACUAAAUCCAACCUGAUUUACUUUAAACACAUGCUUUCUUUCAUGUUUGUAUACAAUUUUCAUAUAUCCAUAUAGGACUGAUGUCCUUUUCUGCCCAACUUGACAAUCCCAGCUCUGAAAAUUAUUAUAAAACUGUGUAACCUGUUUUACGUGCCCAUUUAUUUGUUUGGUUUGGACAGUGAUCCCAGAAUGAAUGAACUAUCUAAUAAUGUGCUUUUUGUACAAAGUGUGAUACUUUUUUAGAAAAGUCAGUUUUUAAAAAUCAUUGCCUUUUUCCUUAUUAUUGGAGAAAUUUUUCCUGAGGAAGAAAAAAUAGGUCCUAACAAUGUGUAUGCUGCUCAAAACAAUGUGCUAAUCCAGACCUUACAGUGAACUGCUGUGGAAAUGACUGAGUCUCUCUCGGGAGGGGGGAAGGGGCAGAACGGUAGGGUCCCAGGGUCUGAGCCCCCACCGCUCGCCCCCAGGGGCUCGGAGCAGCUGGGGAGCAGCAUGGCCAGCUUCGGUGUUCUCCCGGAGACUUGGGUUGGGGAACGUGGUAGGAAGAGCACUUGUUUUUGAACAUCCAACUUUGGUUCUUCAGAGCAAUCCCUAAACUUGGGGAUGUGUUCUCUAGACAUUUUCACAGGGCAUACCUCUUUUCCUGUUGAGGCGCUCCCAGGAGUUCCCAGCUUUGUUAGGUAAGAACAAGGGAUUAAGAAAUGGAAGAUAAUGGUUUCAACACCCAGAAACCGUGUGCACUCUUUGCACAUAGAAGUAAUUCCACUGUCUACCAUGAGGAGGACUUGCACCUCCGCUGGUUCGUUCUAGUGUCUGGGACGCAUUUCUGCUUCCUUUCGGGACCAUCUUACGGCAGAGGUGGGCCGUGGGGAGGCAGGCAGUGAGCGGCGGUGGCGGCGGCGAUAGCCUGCUCUCUGUGCACAGAGCGUGUCAGGUCAGAAAGCCCAGAUGCCAUUAGUGGUGAAGUGUAGGUGCAUCGGAAUUCUAUCUCUGAGUUGUCAGUGGAUCGGGAAGGCUUUUUAUCUAUUUCUGUGGUGAGACAGUCCAGGAGCACUUCCAGAGACUGCCAGGUCGUGAGCUGUGAGCUGCCCUGAAUCCUCAGAGGCCUUCCAGAAAUGUGGGUGCACUGCUUCUAUCCCUUGAGAAAGCAUAAAAACCUGACUUGGUGAAGAGGACAUACUCGUGUUCCUGUCUGCACUGUACCUGCAGCAGCUGGCACGGGUAAAAUCGUGAAAUAGAAUAGAUUCUAUAAAUUACUUCUUUAAAUUUUGUCUUUAGAAAAAAAAUAAAUUAUUCAAAGACAGCUGGCUGUCACUGGUGCUGCUCUAGAGUUUUCCAGUCCUUUGUGUAGUUUUUUAUGAAUGAGAUGAUUGCUGUGGGAAGGUCAAGGUUUAUAUAAGGGUAUCAUGGUAUAAAUGUAAUGGUUUCCCAACUGUUGUAAUUGUUCUUUUCCUGUGUCAAAUACAGAAUGCAGUCAGCCCCUUUUCAGUAACUUCUGUUCAUCAGCCCAUGUUUUUCUGGGCAGUAACUGCUAGAAGGCUUUUCUUAGUAAUUGUAUAGCAAGAAUAUCUUAUCUGGGCUCAUGUUGCAAAGGUGGGUGGUCUGUCAUUGCUUUCUGGCUAAUUGAGUUGAUGGAUUUAAGAUAAGCCUUUGGGGUUCCUUGCCACUGUUUCCUGGGCUCUGAGGAAGGGUUGGACCUUCGUACUCUCAGUGUUUUGAGUAUUUUUUCAAAUGUUUGUAAGUUCUCAUGCACUCCUCUAGUAAAAAUGAAAGCUUUCUGUCAGGAAAUGGCUUUGGAUAGUUUGGAGAUCUGGGGGGGAGGGCAGCGGGGGAAAUAAGUACACCUGAGACCUUCAAUUGGUCUUUUAUUUAUUGAGAAUAGAAAGUAGUUUGAUAAGCAACCGGAGUUAGUGCUGCUUUAAAAAUACUCUCUGAAAAGAUGGAACUGCUCCUCAGGAAAGCUAUAAAAGCUUUUCCCAGGACAUUGCAAUUGCUUUUGAUUUUUGGUCCUUUGGAACAAACGUCUGAUGUUAUGUUUUUAGAGCUCUGGAGGAAAAUGUCUAAAACUUUUACGGGAUUUUAUUUAAACAAAGAUUAUUGGGCUGGAUCUUGUGGGAGCCGGGUUCUAGGGCAGUUGUCCAGUUCUUCUUCUGUUGUCCUGGCAGUAAAGCGGGUAGUGAGUUCUAUCUCGAAGAGUAAUUUACUUAUUUCAUACUGACGCCGUAAGACAUGAGCCUCCGGGGCUACCCUGGGGAUACUCCCCUGCACCGUGACAUAUUACUGUUUUUGUAGACAGGGCUAAACCUGGAUGACUCUGAAUUUAGAGUUUUUCUCCUCAUAUACCAGCUGCUAAAAGAAAAACUGUGACUUGUAAUCCUGUCUUGGAAAUUACUCCUAAUGUUAAGUUCACCUAACCCCUUCCUGUUUAGGGAGGAUUGCUGCUAGUAACAUCAGUUUGCAUUGUUCUGCUUUAGAUAUGUGCCAUAUGGGAGUCUGGA